Symbiodinium pilosum is the source of this 1125-nucleotide messenger RNA. Lineage: Eukaryota; Dinophyceae; Suessiales; Symbiodiniaceae. The record is from the annotation of a GenBank genome assembly.
AUGCUAUCCUCCCCACAAAAGCCAGACAAGGAAUGGCUCGCCAAGUCUGCCACGGCCGCGAAGAACUUGCCAGGAACCAGAUUUGGGUGGUUCCAAUCUCAUGCACAUUUGGUAUUGCUGCCUGCGAUGUGUGUGAUGCUUGCUUCGAAACAGAGCUUAUGGUUGUUUACUGAAGAUGCUUCAUCAAGAACAGCUACACCAGUCCUGCAGCGAGAGGAUGCCUACUGGUUUCCGGUCUUGGGGUCAGGAGUCCUGUUUGGUUUGUUUGCCAUUCUCAAAUUUCUGGGCAAUGAUUGGCUGAAACAAGCCAUUGCUGCGCUCAUGGUCUCCACUUGUGCCUUCGGACUGGCGUCGAACAUCGAUGCUUUCGCACAGUUGGUCCGAAACAAACGUGGAGCGCCUGUAUAUCUUCGACUUCCUUCGUUGGCAUUGGAGAUCGCACUCCUGGACUUGCUCGGCAUGGUCGUGGCAUCGGUCUUGGCGGUCACUUACGUUUGGACCAAAAACUGGAUCGCAAACAAUUUGCUCGGGUUUUCUUUCUGUCUCCUUGGUAUCAGGUCUGUAAAUCUGUCCAGCUACAGCACUGGGGUGGUGCUGCUCAGCGGUCUUUUCCUCUACGACGUGUUCUGGGUUUUCUUCAGCCAGCCUGUUUUCGGCUCCAACGUCAUGGUCUCUGUAGCCAAGGGGGUCGAGGCUCCAAACAAGUUAAUGCUUCCGCGGGACUUCGGGGGAUGUGGCGACCUGCAGUUCAACAUGCUUGGGUUGGGUGACAUUGCUGUCCCCGGAUUAUUUCUGGCUUUCCUUGCCAAAUGGGAUGCUGUCAAGAUGGCAGAUGUUUCCAGCAAGAGCUUCGUCUACCUAAACUCCGCAGUUGUUGCGUACAUGAUUAGCUUGGCAACAACAGUGAUGGUGAUGAUGGUUUUCCAACAUCCACAGCCAGCUCUGCUUUAUAUUUGUCCCUUCGUGCUGAUCGCUUCCUUGGCCGUUGCGAUAGCACGCGGCGAGCUGCCUGAUUUGGUUGCCUUUUCCCUUCCUGAGGACUCAGAGGCCAAAGGGGACAACGAAGAGCACAAUAGGAAUGAGCCGAAGGUGAGCGAAGACGACAAGUCUGGGGUACAUGAGUAG